AAUACAAUAAACCCAGUCGGGCUUGUGGUUUAGGAAAGAAAACAUCUCGAGUGUGGAACAGUGAGAAGUAGGAGAAUCCUUAAAACAAUGUGUCGGAGGUUUUGUGGUGUUUUAGUUUAUAAAAUGUUCACUAAAUUCGUCCUUGUAUUCACUUUAACUCUGGAACUAACAAUUAGCUCAGACGACCACGCAGACACAGUCGGAUAUUUUGCGCUCUCCUCCACGCAAGCCGCUAUGUCGACCGGAAGUUUACGUUGCCAUGGUCAACACUUUGGUCACGAGGCUCAUAGAACUCAAAGACUGUGUUACAACGUCACAAGCUACAAGUACAGAACGUAUGACGGGAGCUGCAACAACUACAAGAAUUAUGGGGCGGCUUUCACAGCCGUACCCACCCUAUUGGAGCCGGAGUACGCUGAUGGAAUUGGGAGUCCGCGUAUGUACGGGGUUGAAGGUCGUCCACUGCCCAGUGCCAGACUGGUCAGCCUCGUCGCCCACCCCUCAGAGUCGGAGAUGACAAAUUUUACGGUUAUGCUAAUGCAGUGGGGUCAGUGGGUCACGCAUGACCUGUCGGCUGUUCCCAUAGCAACGCAAUUUGAGGGCCCAAUUCACUGCUGUGGUGAAGAUGGAAAAAACCCACCGUUUAUAACCAACAGACACUGUUUCCCGAUUGAGCUGCCGGACACUGAGACUUACAUCAGAGGUCGAUGUAUGGAAUUUGUCCGCUCCAUCGCUGCCACGAGGGGCCAAGGAGCCAAGAGCAAGAUCAGACAACAGCUGAACGUGAUCACCUCCUUCAUUGACGCCUCCCAGAUUUAUGGGUCCUCUACCUCUCAGGCUUAUACCCUGAGAAAUGGAGGUUACCUUCUCAGGACGGCACAAGGUCUAACGUUACCAGACUCCAAGCUCAACAACUGCAUCAAAAGACCGAACACUAAAGACUACUGCCUUCUAGCUGGGGACUCCCGGGUCAACGAGCACCCGGGUCUAGGGGUCAUGCACACUAUGUGGGUCAGGGAACACAACAGGAUCGCUGGGGAGCUGCGAAAGUUGAGGUCACGUGACACAGAUGAAGACGUCUUUCAACUGACCAGGAAAAUUAUCAUUGCCCUCCAGCAGAUCAUCAACUACAACGAAUACCUCCCGAAAAUCCUCGGCACCGACGCCACGCGCGUGAACCUAGUCUCAAAGACCGGAAGGACGUUCUACAACCCUAACCUUGACCCCAGAGUGCUCUCGGAGUUCGCUACUGCAGCGUUUCGGUUCGGACACUCAACGAUUCCGAAGAGUUUAUGUAUAGGAGAUCGUACUUUAAAGAUGAGGGAGCUAUUUCACAGACCAGGAGAGUGUCUGGAAAACUAUGACAGUAUUGUAGCGAGCAUGGUUGGGGCAGACAACAAAAAAUGUAGGCAACAACUGAAGAAAUGUGAUCGGAAUUUUGCCAUGGACGUGACCAGGUUUUUAUUCGAGCCCGCCAAGGGACCCGGGAAAGGCCUUGACCUCGUGGCCUUGAACAUCCAGCGGGGUCGUGACCACGGGGUGCCGCCCUACUACAAGCUGCGCCGCCUCUGUGGGCUCCGGCCCGUGAUGUCGUUCAACGAUACGGAGGCCCUAGGGCCGCACGCCAGCGAUCUGGGUAAAGUUUACAGAUCUGUGGAGGACAUUGACCUCUUCACUGGCCUACUGUACGAGCCGGUGUCCAGGGGAGAUGACGCAGCCGUUGGCCCGACCCUCAAGUGUCUGAUUGGCGCCCAGUUCUUUAACACCAAGUUCGGAGAUCGAUUUUUUUACGACACCUAUGAUCAGGGAAUUGGUUUUAGUGACGCUCAACUCACGAGUUUAAGGAACACAAGUUUUUCUAAAAUCAUCUGCCACAACACAAACCUACGGUCUGUACAAAUGGAUGUCUUUACCCUCCCAUCUAAAAACAAUCCCGAGUAUCCGUGCCAGAAUCUAAAGCAAGAAAGUCUAGACCUCUCUUUGUUUGUAUAAUAGUAGCGUCAAUAGAAUGAUCUUUUGUUUUUAUUUAUUGUUGGUGAUUUGUAUAUUUAUUUUAAUUAAUGGAAAAUAAUUUAAUCUCAAAUAUAGAUUUUAUUUAUUUAUUUUAAUAGGUUUCUUUUCAGUUUUUAUUUUCUAUUUUACAAAAAGAAAUUGUUUUUGAAUGUUAUUGGAAAUCAAAUUCCCAAAUAGAUCUCGAAGAUUGUAAUAAAACUUUAUGGUGUUUU
Messenger RNA from Physella acuta, 2225 nucleotides. RefSeq names its product peroxidase. Gene Ontology annotation, molecular function: heme binding; peroxidase activity. The record is from RefSeq and is a predicted model, not a curated record. Gene Ontology annotation, biological process: response to oxidative stress. NCBI's taxonomy places the organism in Eukaryota, Metazoa, Mollusca, Gastropoda, Physidae.